Oikopleura dioica is the source of this 2922-nucleotide messenger RNA. Lineage: Eukaryota; Metazoa; Chordata; Appendicularia; Copelata; Oikopleuridae. The record is from the annotation of a GenBank genome assembly.
AUGAAAGGAUCGUCCUCGUACAACAAUGGUGACAUCCUCGUCUGGGACGUUCUAGCGAACAAGAUCGUCUCCAAAGCCUCUCUCCCAGCGACCGUUGCAUCCCUUCAAUGGCUCACAGACUUUGCAUCAACGCAAAACACGUCGCAGUUCUUCGUUGCCGCGACGAGCUCUCAGAUCUUCUUGAUCAACUCAACAACUGGCGCUUUUGUCUGGAACUCGAAGCUCGAUCUUGGAAGAGACGAGAACAUCCUUCGCCUCGUCGUUGAUCUCCAAGAGCAAAGCAAGCUCUUUGUCCAAACCGACAAGGCGAUUUUGAAGAUCAUCGACUUUUCUAUCGAGAAAGAACCGGCGAAAAGUCCUCGUCGACUGUACCUCGAUUAUCCCCAGCGAAAGUUUGUCUUUUCCCGUGACCAUCUUCCCCAAUCAUCCGAUCUGGCCGACUUCUCGCAAAGUGUCGGCUUCGGACUUAUGCCGUCAAUGCCAACCAUGGCAUAUCUUGCGUUUCGUCGAGCGAUCGUCAUUUUUGACAUGGCAACGCUCGAUAUUUUCUCUCUCGUCGAGAUGGACAAGUCGACGUCGCCGAUAAUUUCUAUUUACGCGGCUAAGUACCGACCAGCUCUGUACGCUGCUCAUGAAAAUGCUUCCAUCUCCGUCAGGGCUUUUCAGAUCUCGGAAAAGAACAUCGACAAAGGGCUUAAGCUCCAGAACGCUUGCCAGUCUGAUGGUUUGCGCAUGACCGGCUGGUGCAAAUGCAGAGGAUUGAUCGUCGAUCCGAGAUCGGAGACGAAUAUAAGCUUGCUUCUGACUGAUUCGCGGGUCCUCAAAUUCAAGCUAGAAGUCUGCCAAGAGCGCGAAAACGAUGGCAAGUUCUUUGUCUUGAAGGAGAGCAACCAAUCGAAUGGAGAUUUCCUCGGCCGUCUUCUGGGUCCUACAGAGAUAACCGCUACUGAUAUGGAGCUCGGCAAAGUCGAGCAGAGAAACUUGACUCUCCGUCUUGCUGGGCAAAACGGUCAUUCCAUCGCUCCAAGAGAUACAAUAAUCUCUCUUGGUCCGCCCGUUUCGACGAAGAACUUUUUGAACUGGCGACCACGUGCUGCUAGGGGGAUGAAAAACGGAAACGUUCAAAUAAUCGACCUCUAUUCUGGCAAAUGCGAGCGAGAGCUCUCGGUCCACUCGACGCAGAUUAAAGGAAUGUGUUGGAUAGACGCAGAACACGUGAUCUCCUGGGCUUCGACGAGUGGAGCUGCGGAAACUACAGUUAACAAUGUCGUUACUCUGCUGAAUAUUUUCUCCGGUCGCACACGGGUUCUUCGGCGAAAGAAUAACGAGUCUGCGAUUGAAAAAAUCCUUCCCUCGCCUUCCUCCCGCCACUUACUCAUCUUCUUCAACUCUGAUUUCCUCGGCGAGGCAAAAGUCUACCAGCCACCAGAGUUCUACUGUCGAACAGGGAAGCUUCUCCGACGUUUUCCGAGCUUCAACUCGCCGUACAUGUACCAAGCGCCCUGCUGGUUGUCAAAAGAAGGGCCAGAAGAGAGAAUUAUGUUUUUCGACCUUGAAAACCGCAUCAGAAUUCUCAAUGUUCUCGAUACAAAGCUCCGCGAGGACAAAGAAAAUCGACUAAAAGCAGAGAUCGGCACUGUUUCUGCUGCUGCCUGGAAGAGUAAUUUGAUGCUCUUAGCGUACAAUGAUGGCUUUGUUUGUUGCAUCGAUACAAAGAGCAAAACGAGAGCGACGAAACCCCUCGAAUUGCGAAAACCAAAAGGGAUAAGCUUCGCUCCUGGAAGAGGAAAUACACUAGCGAUUAUUCAAGGCGAGAAGGAAAUCUCUGUCUGGGACAUUCAGGAGCUUUCUGAAGUCUCUCGCGCUAAGUUCAAAACUCUCGAGGCCAAAUCUGCCCAGUGGGUUUCAGGCGAUCAAAUCGCACUAGAAUGUCUCGAUGGAUCAAUCCGAAUCGUCAACGAAAACCUCCGCUUCGACAAGAUGAUGUAUCACCCUCGCUCUCAAAUCGCCAAAGAAAACGCCGAUGAGCUCUUCGAUCUUAAAGUGAUUCAAGGCUGCUUGGCAGCGAGUAAGGAGGGUGAUUUUGAUCUUGAUGAACUUGUAAGGAGCAUUGGCAAGACGGGAAGCCAGCGAGACUUUGAAUUCGUUCUUCAUUUGAGAGCGGUGAUGGAGGGCAAUCUUGAUUCGGAUAGCUGGCUCGCUGGAGGAACAGUCAAUGGAAGAGAAAGGAUCAAACUCAAUAUUGAAUCCAGACUUGCCCGGCUUUCAUGCCAAACUCCUGGCGAGCCACAACACCUUCGUCGCCUUACGCAGCUCCUCUCCAUCUUCAAUAAGCGCGACCAGGCGAUAGAAAAGCUCCUCUCAACUUCCGUCGACAAGCCGAAUUUUGAAGAAAACGGCCUUCGCGGGCUCGUCACGCUUUUAUGUUCAGAGGAAGGAAACGCCGAACUUGUGAAAAGCCACAUAAAAAUGAUGUCAGCUAGUCUAAUUGGCGCCGGGAAGAUCUUAGAUGGUGUUGAGCUUUUGAUGAUUUCGAGGUGUGUCAAAGAAGCAAUUGGGCAACUGCUGGACGCUGGGCACUUCAUCUUGGCGCGACAGAUUUUGUCAACCAUCGAAAACAACAACGACGAGGAGGAGCUGAAAGAAACAGCCGCAAAAGUUGAAGCAAAGUGGAUAUCUGAAGCGUUGAAGAACGGCCGCAGUUCGAUAGCUGUAGCAUUGAUGAUUGAGUCUUCUAAAUUUGAUGAGCUGUUUCAACUUUUUGCUGCGCAUAAUCAGAUUUUUCGAUGCUUGGUGCUUCACUGCCUGCAGCCGACGAUCAAGGCUGAAUCUUCUGUCUUUGAAAUCCUCAACUCCAAUCUUCUGGAAGUCUACGAAAAAUACGCGAUUCCUGUCGACCAGCGAAAAUUCCUUGCAAUAUAA